Haliotis rubra (blacklip abalone) is the source of this 2423-nucleotide messenger RNA. RefSeq lists its product as uncharacterized. The transcript is spliced from 3 exons. NCBI's taxonomy places the organism in Eukaryota, Metazoa, Mollusca, Gastropoda, Lepetellida, Haliotidae. The record is from RefSeq and is a predicted model, not a curated record. Gene Ontology annotation, biological process: regulation of synaptic transmission, cholinergic; positive regulation of voltage-gated potassium channel activity; sleep. Bases 124 to 558 code for a protein of 144 amino acids.
GUAUGUCACCAGAUGUCGCCAGGUAUCGUGAAAUAGCGGCCAUUUCCACUUCCAGGUGUUUAUAUUUCGUGAAAUAAGGUCAUAGGUAUUGUUUAAAAUCUAUACCACAAACAAUAUCGGCUGAUGAAAAUGGUGUCGGCGUCCAUAUCCCUCGGCGGAACCGCCCUGGUCACGAUCGUGUUAAUGUCUUCCUUGAUCAGCACAGGUUCAGCAUUGAGCUGCUACAUCUGCAACUCCACCCUCGACCACAACUGCCAGGAGAAGUUCGACCACUACAGUCCGGUGGCGCUUGCCAAGAAGCGGGACUGUAACAUGUGGGGUGCCCAGUUCUGUAUCAAGGUGACAGGGCUCUGGGGAGGGAUUGUCGGAACACAUCGGUUCUGCAGCUCCCGAGACCUGGGCUACCAAUGUCAGGAUAUCUGGUACCCAGACCAUGACCGCAUGUACCGCGCCUGUGUCAACACCUGCUCCAACGACAACUGUAACGCUGCCAGUCAGAUGGCGGUGACAUCUCUCGGUGUCGUCCUGUUUGGCUGGUUACUGCAUCGUCUGCUGUGAUUCAUGAAAAACCUGGCCUUGAACUACUCUGUAGCACCCCGAAGUGAUGUAACUCAAAUUGACAAUAGCAUUUCUGAAAAAGAUGAUCUGGAAACAACACUGGUUUUAUGGACUUUUAUCUGAAAUUUUAGCCAACUGAGCUGUGUUUUGUUUUUUAAAUACUGUUCAGUUAAAGAAUAUUCCCCAGAAUUUAAACUAGAAUGUAGAAUUCAACUGGUCUUUAUUGCAAAUAGCUGAGCAAGGGAGAUAACUAGACAUGUUACCUUAUAUUUUUGACAAGGGAGAUAAUUUUGAAAUCCUCAUUUCCAAUCGUUAUCAUGCCAUACUUCACUGUGAGCGAAGUUGUACAUAGAUCCCCGCUUCACUGUAAAUACCCAUGACCUGUAAAUAUGUGUGGUUGGCCGAAUGGCUCAGCUGGUGCAGAUGGAUCAAUACAUGCUGUGUCUCAGUGCCAGUGUAUAUUGGAGAUAGAUCACAGAUAUCUAGUGUUAGCUCAUUGUUACGACUGAGAGAAAACAUGCUUGUUUACUUGUGAAUUAUUGCUUUAGUUUCAAUGUACAUGAUUUAAACGUGAUAUGAAUUGAAAGGGAACAAGAAAAUUAUGAUGUUUUUUAUGCAAUGAGAACAGAAAUAAACACCUUAGAUGAGUAAAUGUCACAUAAGUUUAAGAAUAAAUAACAUUUUGGCAUACCAGUGGAUCCCCCUCUACACACAACUAUGUGUUGUGUUAUUGAGAGACACAGUAUGCUCUUGUAAAUAACAUACAAUGGAGGACGAUACCAGGAUGGGGGGUCUUACAUACACACCUUGACACAAAAGUUACAGAAAACUUCAGACAAGUCUUCUUGUCUUCAAUUUCCCCGAACAGAUCUAAAAGACUUAAAUUUCAGAGUGGUAAAGUUAGCAAAACACCAAGAAUAAAUACUGUCUGGUAGUGUGUCCCUCCGUCCAUAAUUGAAACAUGUUGACAUAUUUGCCAUUUCAUAUUACAGUAGUCAGAUAUCCAUUGCUAGUUCAUCACCUGGGACAUUACUAUGUAUUGUUUAAUGUUUACUCAAUUCCGGGUUUCAUUCUUCAUCCACUUGUAAAACAUUUAUCGCUGAAGUUUCAACUAUUUUAGAAAUGUUGGUACAAUGUAACUUGGUAAAGGAUCUGAGUCAAUAGGAAAUCAUUUGUAAGAAAUAAUGCCAUGGCUUAUACUAAAGAGAUAUAUUUCCAUGUAGAGUUCACCCGUUAGUAGCCAAGCCUGUGUAGGUUUGAGGGAUGUCGAUGCCAUGGCGACAGAGUGUCGAAGGACCAGUACAAGCAACAGAGAUGAUGGUCCGCAAACUGGAGAAGUCUUAAACGUGUUUUGAUCUGUAAGAAUUUUGUUGAGAUGAGACAAGUGUUCUUCCUCUAAUUUGAAAAUUAUAUUUUUGACCUAAGAUAGAAAAUAACAAUGGGGAAGAGGCAUCAGAAUAGCCGUGUUCUUCCUUGCCCAGGGUCCUCCUCUCUGUUGUCUUGGUAACAAAAAGUAGUCGUGCUGUUCCUUUGCUGUCACUCCCUCCCAUAUUCUUUCUGCUGCUUGCGAUGUUAAUGAGGCCACAUCAGACAGAUAGUAUAUCAGAUACUUGCAGUAAGACAGAGACAAAAUGAAAAUUCAUGAUUUUAUAUCACUGAACAGUGAUGUGCUAGUUUAUCAAUCCACAGUUGGUAUUUCCAGCACUCCAGUUGCAGUGUUAGGGUUCAGUAUCAUCAAGUUAUCAUUUAGCUCUAGAUUCAGCACGUGAUCAGCAAUGCUAUGUAAAUAUGUUACAUACAAAACAAAUUUUGUACUACUUGAUGUAUAGCAAUAUUUUUUAUGAAUAAAUUUGUAUCAAUAUUUA